Messenger RNA from Saccoglossus kowalevskii, 551 nucleotides. RefSeq names its product FHF complex subunit HOOK interacting protein 2A-like. The record is from RefSeq and is a predicted model, not a curated record. NCBI's taxonomy places the organism in Eukaryota, Metazoa, Hemichordata, Enteropneusta, Harrimaniidae.
GUAAACACGUCGUACGUCAUUACUAUCGUCUUCGCUUCUCUGGACUUUCGUCGAUUCCUCCCAAAAUAUAACAUUUCUGUUGCUAUAAUGCGAUUAUCGAGUGAAAAUAGCUUUUUGAGUUUCUGAAAAUGUUUAAUAAGUUUGCUGCUGUGUUGCACCAAGCUGUUGAAGCGCUUGCUCCAACGCUGUCACUGCAAGAAGAUUUUGUUUAUCACUGGAAAGCUGUCACUCAUUAUUUCAUAGAUAACAAAGAUGAUUCAAUUCCAGUGGAGGAAACUAAUAUUCCAUCACAUAUAGAUCAGAUGUUGGAUAUACUAACUCAGGAAGAAGCUAACAAUGACAGUGAUCAGACUGGACCAUGUAUGGAAUAUUUACUACAACAUAAAAUACUAGAAACUUUACAUGCAUUAGGAAAAGCUGAUUGCCCCUGUGGUAUGAAGCAAGUAGUUUUAUCUUUUUUUGCCAAUCUGUUAGGAAAAGUAAAGCAACCAUUGCUGCCACAUGUAAAUGUCCACAGACCCGUUCAUGUAAGUUUCAAAAUUGUGCUUUGA